Myotis brandtii (Brandt's bat) is the source of this 1772-nucleotide messenger RNA. RefSeq names its product CD151 molecule (Raph blood group) (gene CD151). Lineage: Eukaryota; Metazoa; Chordata; Mammalia; Chiroptera; Vespertilionidae. The record is from RefSeq and is a predicted model, not a curated record. Gene Ontology annotation, cellular component: membrane. The transcript has 8 exons. Bases 250 to 1011 code for a protein of 253 amino acids.
GGCUCCUGGUAGGAUCGCACUGUCCAGAAAUGUCCUCUGCCCUGCCCCUCCCUGGCUCAGACCAAAAUACUGGCCGCUCCCCUGGCCGCUGCUGGGAGUGACUUGUGCCUCCUCUGGAAGCCGGCGCCUGGGGCAGCCAGCCGCCCGGAGCUGGGGCAGCCCUCUGAUCUGUCGCUGCCCUUCUAGUGGGACCUUCUGGGGAACUGUCCACCUGUCUUACGGGCGCCAUUCCUGCCAGCCAGCACCAGGAUGGGCGAGUUCAGCGAGAAGAAGGCCACGUGCGGCACCGUCUGCCUCAAGUACCUGCUGUUCACCUUCAACUGCUGCUUCUGGCUGGCUGGUCUGGCCGUCAUGGCCGUGGGCAUCUGGACGCUGGCCCUGAAGAGUGACUACAUCAGCCUGCUGGCCUCGAACACCUACCUGGCCACAGCCUACAUCCUGGUGGUGGCUGGCGUUGUUGUCAUGGUGACCGGUCUCCUGGGCUGCUGUGCCACCUUCAAGGAGCGGCGGAAUCUGCUGCGCCCGUACUUCAUCCUGCUCCUCAUCAUCUUCCUGCUGGAGAUUGUUGCCGGCAUCCUAGCCUACGUCUACUACCAGCAGCUGAACGCGGAGCUCAAGGAGAACCUGAAGGACACCAUGACCAAGCGGUACCACCAGCCAGGCCACGAGGGCGUGACCAGUGCCGUGGACAAGCUGCAGCAGGAGUUCCACUGCUGUGGCAGCAACAACUCCCAGGACUGGCAGGACAGCGAGUGGAUCCGCUCUGGGGAGGCCGGUGGCCGCCUGGUCCCUGACAGCUGCUGCAAGACCGUGGUGGCCCACUGUGGUCAGCGGGUCCACGCCUCCAACAUCUACAAGGUGGAGGGCGGCUGCAUCACCAAGCUGGAGACCUUCAUCCAGGAGCACCUGAGGAUCAUCGGGGCCGUGGGCCUUGGCAUCGCCUGUGUGCAGGUGUUCGGCAUGAUCUUCACCUGCUGCCUGUACAAGAGCCUGAAGCUAGAGCACUACUGACCCCGCCCACGGCCGGCCACUGGGCAUGUGCGCACAGCUCCCCUGGAGUGACUACUGAGCGGAUACUACUGGGAUACUACUGACGGCCAGGGAGCUGGGGCCCCUGGGUGCCUCUCCCUCCCCUCUGCCCCUUUGCCAGGGAGGUUGUGUUCUCAUGCCCGUGCCCCCACCAACGUGCCAUCACCGUGACCUCUGGGGACCCCCAUCCCCAGAGCGAGCUUCAAGUGCCUUUUGCUGCAUGCCAAUCCUGAGGCAGGGACCCCUCCUGCAGUUGGGGGGACCCAGCAUUUCUGCUUAUGUGGGGGCCUGGGUUCUGUCAUAAAGUCUCCCCCCGACAGGCCACUUCCCUUGGAGGGGAGGUUAUGGCACCUCAGGGGACUCCCUGGUGCCUGUGCUUAGUUGGAGGGGCUGGGUUGGCCCAGCCUAGGGUGCUCCCAGACCAUAGGACACACUCCACAUAGUGGUGGGGGCAGGCCUGGGAGGGGUGACGCUGGGGGCAGGUGCAGGGGGUGCGGAUCGGGGGCAGGUGAGGAGCUCCGUGUGCUUGCCACCAGGUCUUGUGCCUCUGCUGACCCCGGUCCCAGCCACCCCUCUGCUGAGCCCCCGCUUUCUUCCUGCUGCUCUCCCCAUCACCAAAAAGGCCACGAUGUUCACUGUUGUCUCCCCCCCGGGGCAGGGGCUGGGGGUAUGUACUCACUGCUGUAUGACUAGACCUGCCCUGCACACAGCAGGUGCUCAAUAAAUGUGUGGAUACACAGGUG